Molecule: messenger RNA, 4188 nt
Organism: Mauremys reevesii (Reeves's turtle)
Lineage: Eukaryota; Metazoa; Chordata; Testudines; Geoemydidae
Gene: DDX17
Product: DEAD-box helicase 17
Exons: 12
Coding region: 270-1478 (402 amino acids)
Biological process (GO): alternative mRNA splicing, via spliceosome
Cellular component (GO): nucleus; cytoplasm; ribonucleoprotein complex
Molecular function (GO): ATP binding; RNA helicase activity; RNA binding
Source: RefSeq, a predicted model, not a curated record
GGGCGACGGCCGCCAUUUUGUGCCGGGCGCCCGGAGGAAGAGGACGCUGUCUUGUCUCCGCGCCUGACGGGCCCUGGCGCUAAGCGAGCCGCUCUCGGCCCCGCGAACUAAUCCCGACCGGAUCUCUAGCCUCCCCGCUCCCUCCCCCGGGAAGUGAGGCGGCCAAGGGCGACUCCGCCGGGACACCAGUGCCGCCGCCGCCGCCGGCCGAGCCCCCCGCCCCGCGCCCCCCCCAGCUCGCGCCGCUCGGUGCCCCCCCCUGCGGGACAAUGCGAGGUUUCGGAGACCGGGGCCGCGACCGUGACCGCGGCGGGUUUGGUAGUCCGCUGCCCCCAAAGAAAUUUGGUAAUCCAGGGGAGCGUCUACGCAAAAAGAAGUGGGACCUGAAUGAGCUGCCCAAAUUUGAGAAGAACUUUUAUGUGGAGCAUCCAGAAGUGGCCAGGCUAACCCCUUAUGAAGUUGAAGAACUGCGACGAAAGAAAGAGAUUACAGUUAGGGGGACAGAUGCCUGCCCCAAACCUGUGUUUGCCUUCCACCAUGCUAACUUCCCACAGUAUGUAAUGGAUGUCUUGAUCGAUCAGAAUUUCACAGAACCCACUCCAAUUCAGUGCCAGGGCUUCCCAUUGGCCCUCAGUGGCAGAGACAUGGUGGGCAUCGCUCAGACAGGCUCCGGGAAGACAUUGGCAUACUUGCUGCCUGCAAUUGUUCACAUUAACCACCAGCCAUAUUUGGAGAGGGGAGAUGGUCCAAUUUGUUUGGUUCUAGCUCCCACCCGAGAGCUGGCCCAGCAAGUCCAGCAGGUGGCUGAUGAUUAUGGCAAAUGCUCAAGACUUAAGAGUACCUGCAUAUAUGGAGGAGCACCCAAAGGUCCCCAAAUCCGAGACCUGGAGAGAGGCGUUGAGAUCUGCAUUGCCACACCUGGCCGCUUGAUUGACUUCCUGGAGGCAGGAAAGACCAACCUUCGCCGAUGUACGUACCUUGUGCUGGAUGAAGCGGACAGGAUGUUGGAUAUGGGCUUUGAACCCCAAAUUCGUAAAAUUGUUGACCAGAUAAGGCCUGACCGGCAAACUCUGAUGUGGAGUGCCACUUGGCCAAAGGAAGUGCGCCAGCUUGCUGAGGAUUUUCUGCGUGACUAUGUUCAAAUCAAUGUGGGCAACCUGGAGCUGAGUGCUAACCACAACAUCCUGCAAAUAGUGGAUGUAUGCAUGGAGAGCGAGAAGGACCAUAAACUAAUUCAACUGAUGGAAGAAAUCAUGGCUGAGAAAGAGAACAAAACUAUCAUAUUUGUUGAGACGAAAAGACGAUGUGAUGACCUCACCCGAAGAAUGCGCAGGGAUGGCUGGCCAGCUAUGUGUAUCCAUGGAGACAAGAGUCAGCCAGAAAGAGACUGGGUACUUAAUGAAUUCCGUUCUGGAAAGGCUCCUAUCCUCAUCGCUACAGAUGUUGCAUCUCGUGGGCUAGUCUCUUCCUGCUCCUAAUGAACAGGCUUUGGUCUGCAGCAAGGCCUAGGCAUGACUAAUCGAUCGCCAAGAGGGAGAAGAGACGUCCAAUUAUGCAACCCAAUCCUUCCACUGCACCCACUUCCUCCCCACUUCCAGCUUUUUGCGGCUGGAUGGCUAGGGCUGGAUUGCUCCCAAUUUACAGAGGGGAUCAAAUAAUAGUUGAAAUAGAGAGUCGUGUGGAGGAGUAGGUCAACAUAAAAUAAUGAACAAUACAUAGGUGAAAUAUACAGAUAAAUCCCUGCAUACACAUAAUUUCCCCAUCAGAUGUGCUCACAUCUGGGAAAGCAUUGCUCCAGCUUUUCUGUUUUCACAAACAGCCUUCCCAGCUCUGUGUUGGUUGUAGGCAGGUUCUAUUAUAUGCCUUCAACAUAUACUGUCCAAGUGUGGUGUUGGAUCAGAAUUACAUAGAUCAUUUUCACAUCAAUGAAAUAAACUUUCUGGAUGCAUAAGUUAAAACACCCCCUUUUAAUAAGUAUAUUUGUAGUAUGAAACCUUUGUGUUUAACAUUAACCUUGCUCCCUUAUACGUUUGCCCAGUAUAAGUUUAGAAAUAUUCUAAAGCAAUUUGGGUCCGUCUGCAUUCUUACACUUUCCAGACGUGGCAAAGACCAUUUCUGAGGGCCAUAUACCAGAGUUAGUGCCUCAGUGGUCUGAUCCAUUGUGGCAGAUCUUAAGUAAAACUAUUGCAAGUGAUCCAUCAAGAAGCACAGAGGGAAAUUCUGUGAUUACAGAAGAGUUUUAGUUAUUUGAAACCGUUUUUUAUAUCCUGAAAGGGUGGCUGCACUGUGCAUCUCAAGGUCAUUUAAAUGUUGGCAAACUAGUGUGAGACUUGGCAGCCUUCAUUCACAUAACCUUCACCCCACCCCCACCCCCAAAAUUGUCUAACACUUCCUCUAAGAGGUGAUCUUAUGGACUUCAGUCUCUGCCCUCUAGGGUCAUGUCUGGACCUGUGCAGUUAGAACUUGGGCCUGUUGGGAGAAGGGACUGAGGCCGGAAACUAGUUUUUAUGAAAGAGAGCUGCUUUCUGUAGCAGUGUUUUUUUUAAACAGGCUUGCUAUGUGCUGGUAGCUUCUUUGUGCAUCUUGCCUAGACAUUUAAAAAAGCCCCACCCCCCAAAAUGCUCCCCCAAAACAACUCAAUUGGAUACCUCUCGAGAAAACACUCUCCCCGUUUCCCCUGCCCCACUUCACCCAAGCUGUGGGGGAAAGGUACCAUAGUCUGUUUCUUGUUACUAAACAACAUCUCUGCUUGUUUUGGGGCCCUGAGUUUGCUGCUUUUUUAAAUAAAGUCACUUAACUGGCAAACUUCUGGACAACUUCCUCCAAGAUCCUGGAAAGUGAAGGCUACUACAUAAAUAACUUAAAACAGGGGUGCGCGCUUUUUGGCUGAGUCACCAGGGCCUUCCCUCAUCCCAAUGGAAUAUUGGUUUCCAAAAAGCUCCUUCCAGGUAAGUUCUGGGUCCCAUAAUGACUUCUUUGUGAUAAUCUCCAGGAGUGAGGUCCUCCCUCUGCACUGAUAUUUUUUUUUGUUUUUGUUACUCUUCACUCUGUUAAACUAAAAACAUUGAAUUUAUUUUGUUUUGUUUUCUUUAACAGAAGCUUUGAUAUCAGCUGCAGAUCAUUCUCAGUGCAGGGUCGGGGGCAUAUCUGCACUGGUGGUCGAAGCAGCUCUCUAGACAAGCAUGUCUGCUAAUUUAUAUCACUCCUGAUUAACAGUCAGAGACUCGAUCUGUGCCAUAGGGUAUUCCGGUUGUCUGAGAAAGGGUGUGUGUCCCAGGCAGCUGGCCAGAUCACUUUUACAAUUUGUUCUUGAUCUUGCUACAGUAUCUUCUAAAAGUGCAGGAAGAUUGACUGUGCACAAAUACAUGGAGCAUGCUAGACUGGAGAAACCAAAUCUUGUACUUGCUCUGAUCUUUCUUCAGCCUGAUAUGUGCACAUACAGGACCACCUUUUUAAUCUGGAGAACAUCCCCUGCCUUUUCUGGCCUUCCCCUCAAAAAAAUCAAGUCAGCAGUGUCUGUGCUAUUAGCUACAAUUCCGGGCGCUUUCUGCCAGGAAAGCGCUUCCCUGUAUCCACUUGGUAAUUCAACUCGCUUUGCUGCUCAUGGAUGUGCGGAAUGGGAUUGGCUAAGGAUCACGUAGCCUGCUGCUUGUCAGACUCUAGUUAAACUCUGUCUGUGAAGAUGUGAUUGUGCCUAUCAUAUUUGCCCCUCCCUUACCUUAUACUUUUACCAUUAAAAUAUUCUUUGUUAUUGCACCAAGGACCCUAGUUGGAGACUCGCGCAGCCCCCUGUGAAAUCUGCCUUCUCACUCCCUUUUUGGUGUGAUUCAGGACUUUGGAGUCAGCAAAGACUAAGGAGACCCCUUUGCUGUAAUAAGAAACAGACAUAAAGUCCCCUCUUGCCACUACAAACCCAUAGUUUUUAUUUUCUCCCUGUCCCCUCUUUGAAAUUGAGAAGUCUGGGCAAUAGAUGCAGUCUGACCCUUUGGAUAUAUUUUUUCUAUCUUCAUUUUUUUGACAUUCGCCCCUAUUAACCCCGGGUGGGGCCAAAAAGCGUUGGAGGACCUGAAAUUUUUACCUGAACCCAGGUUCUCCGGCACUUCACAACCAAAUGGGGCUACAGAGAAGCAUCUAAGCCAGUUCACAGAGCGAGCGUGUGUGGGGACUUCUCGCUGCCAUGGACCCUUG